Thelazia callipaeda (thelaziosis nematode) is the source of this 996-nucleotide messenger RNA. The record is from the annotation of a GenBank genome assembly. Lineage: Eukaryota; Metazoa; Nematoda; Chromadorea; Rhabditida; Thelaziidae.
AUGGUGAAAAUGUGGAAUGACGAUUCACGGCUUAUUUUAAUUGAGGAAAUCCGGAAGCGUCGAGAAGUAUGGGAAUAUAAAAAGGAGCGUUAUGCAACCUCAGAAAGGAAGAAAGAACUGUUUGCAGAGGUUGCAGUUGCACUUAAUUCUUCAAGCUUGCCAACAGCAGGUUUAUACACAGAAGAUGAUGUUCGUACGCAGUGGAAAAAUUUGAAAGACACAUUUAAAAGGAAACUUAAAAGACGACAAGCAGAAACAAAUGCAGGUUAUGAGGAUGUAGAACCAACAUGGCGAUUUUGGAAUAAAAUGCAAUUCGUGAAAAAUAACUUCGGUCCAGAUCGGAAUCGAUCAUCAGCACUGAAUAAUUCAUCUCUGAUUGAUAAUGUACCUAAUACACUGGAGAGAUUGAUCAGUACUCUCGUCGAAAAACAAAUGUCCGAUGAUAGCAACAACAGUGUGGAUGGUCAAAUAUUGAAUGCAGCAGAUCUUCCAGCAGUAGCUUCAACUUCUCUUCCUACUCCUACUGCAAAUUCUGGUAGCAGUAGUGGUUGUAAUAAAAGCGCUGUUUGUAGUACUAGUAAUAUCAUACCAGAUAUUCAGGUGACACAAACUCCAGCUCCUACCAUUGAGAUGCAUUUUGCUCAGUUUGUUCCUUCUGGUAUCAAUUAUUUAGAACAUUUUGGAUUUGACUCAAAUAAAAUAAGAUCAUCUUCACCAGUUAAUCCAGAAGCACAUCCGUAUGCAAGUGCUCUUGCGGAGUUUCAAAAAAGGGCACUGAAAAGAAAAGGGUCAGAAAUAAAUUUAGAAGAUCUGCAGAAUGUGCAAGAGCCGGAUGAUGAAUGUGCCUGGUUUGGUCGAAGUGUAGCAAGUGCGUUACGUCGACUGUGCCUAACUUCUCCACUCUCGGCACUUACUCUCAAAAAGCAGAUUUCUGAUCUUAUAUAUGAAGCUGAAAUAAAGCAAUUGAUCCGUCAUCGAAGAACAGGGAAUUCAUAA